This is a messenger RNA of Cladophialophora psammophila CBS 110553, 1797 nucleotides long. RefSeq lists its product as uncharacterized. The coding region runs from base 1 to 1797 and encodes 598 amino acids. Gene Ontology annotation, cellular component: fungal-type vacuole membrane; TORC1 complex. The record is from RefSeq and is a predicted model, not a curated record. Lineage: Eukaryota; Fungi; Ascomycota; Eurotiomycetes; Chaetothyriales; Herpotrichiellaceae. The transcript has a single exon.
AUGCCUUCCGCUUCCCCCUCUCCCAUCAAACGGCCCUCGCUAAACGAGCGCACGUCCUCGACCCAUUCUCUGAGUUCCUCAGGCAGGCAAACAACCACCCACAAAGCCCACCGUCCCCACGUCGUCAAUCGCCAUUCAAGAAAUGUCUCGCACGGAAAGGGACUCAGUAAACUAGGCAAGGUCCAAUCUACCGCCAGCAUCACUUCCGACUAUCAGAACCAUCACCAGCGGAAAAAGUCAGGGGGCACCUCACCUCCCCACAGCCCGAGAACGCCUCUGGUAAAACGCAACAGCUCCCAUGUCACCUUGGUCAAGAAUACCUCCUUCGGGAACCUGCGCAAAAAUCAAUCCGCCAACGCUCUGCCACGAAACGUCUCCCACGGGGCCCUGAAGAAGGUCGGAUUAACGCCGGCAGUUAGACGGAAGAGCAAGGGAGAGAAAGAUGGCGUGUUUCAACUUGGUGACCGAUCUUCAGACGAUGAAGAGGAGGGUGAAUGGGAGGACUCAACCACACAGUCUCCCGAACUCACACGCAAUAAUUCCAAGACAUCUACGCCAGUGAGGGCACAUACGCCCAACGGUGAGGCAGCCCCUCGACGCCCUACAGACCCGGACAUUAGCCAUCCCGAAAAGACGUCCUCGCCUCCCCAAGCAUCCUUAAAGACCAAAAAUCGAUCUGCGCCGAACCUCAAGAAUGAGUUGGCCAUAUUGCAGUCGCAGAACCCUGCUGAUCCUGCCCUGCUUCAACAAUAUCCUCGAUCUUCUCGUGCCCCUCCGGCAAUGUCGACUGUUUCUGCACACGUUGGACCUGGCCAGUUGGUGCGGAACGACUCGUCCAGAUCCUUCACCCACAUUUCGCAUGCCGACGCUGCUUCGUCAACAGCGAACACGGGUCACACGGCCCUUACCCCUGCCUCCGGAAAACUUACUCCUUCGUCGUCCGGCCCCGUGUCCGGGCCCGUUUUGGUGUCCUCGUCUGUAGAAGGUGGUGUCUCACAUUUCCUACCGACAGACACUCCAGCCGGCUCCGUCCGCCAUAUUGUAGACGACUCUGAUGAAGACUCCCCGUCAAACUUUCUUUCCAACUACAAACCCCAACCGUCGGAAUCCCCGGAGAAGGCCAGGACUCUGCACAAGGCAAGGAUAUCCCAGAAUCCAUCCCGGACGCAGCAGAAGCUUGAGCUGCAGAGAAGGGAGAUCAUGAGAGCAGGCGCGGCGACACCUACAACCCCUCCCCCGGCCGGCAUGGGACUCCAACUAGGGUCUGGGACGGCGAUGCAUGGCCGUGCAGGAUCCAGAAAUAGAAAUCGAUCGCUAGCCGGGGAAAUCAAAGCUGCGAAGCAGGAUUAUGAGAGUGCCGUCAAACAGUUGAUGGUGGUUAGGAGGUUCCGCAGUCCACUCGUUGAAAGCAUGAAUCGACUCAAGGACAGCAAUUCACUGCCUCAAGACGUUGGCUCCGUCGCCCCUAGUGGAGCAUACUCUAAGAGCAGACCGCAAAGUCGGCGUGGACCCAGUGCGACGAAUGUGAAUGGACACACAAAGACUGGCGUCAGCCGGAGCUUGGAGGACCCAAAGCCGUCACCAUUGAUGUCACGCUCCAACAGCAGAGGCCAUGGGGGUAGAGUCCAUUUCCAGCGCCAGAGCAGCCAUGAUGAUAUCGAGGUGACACCGUCGCAGGGCAAUCUUGAUGGUGCCCAGGACGAUGAGCAUUUUGGACUUUCAUCGGAGGAGGCGCUGAUGCGGCGGAUUUGGGACAGCCGGGAAGUGUAUGACGCUGGCGAACCUGGAUCGGCGUGA